Molecule: messenger RNA, 2091 nt
Organism: Meira miltonrushii
Lineage: Eukaryota; Fungi; Basidiomycota; Exobasidiomycetes; Exobasidiales; Brachybasidiaceae
Exons: 1
Coding region: 1-2091 (696 amino acids)
Cellular component (GO): nucleus; cytosol
Molecular function (GO): protein-N-terminal asparagine amidohydrolase activity; protein-N-terminal glutamine amidohydrolase activity
Source: RefSeq, a predicted model, not a curated record
AUGCAAUCUCGAACAAGCAUGUCCGCGGAAGAGGCUGAUGAUGAUUCACAAAGUAUCUUCACUGACACUGCAACCCUUGUUGGCACAACAGAAUAUGCAAACGUUGCUACAUCAUCAAGGCAGUCUGACCCCUAUGAUAACGCAAGUAUAACCGGACGGUCUUCUACGUCCACUUUACGACCUUUACCAAGACAACACUCCGCACCACCUCCAACUGACUAUAGCACAAACAGAAGAUGGCAAGACGAUACUGUUUCGAUCAAUACAAUCACAGAUGAUCGUGGCCUGGUAGUACCAUGGUGGUCAGCUGUCUUGCCGGAUCCAAGCAGCUUAAUGCGCUCUCGCAGUCAAAGGAGAGGAAAUGGUCAACAAUCACGCCCAAGCAGAACAGGCGCAAGUACUUCUGACGCAGCCAAUUCACCGCCAACUGUCUUGCUGCCGCGAUUCAGGAGGACGGCUCAAUUGGGAACAAGUGGUGGCGGUACAAAUGGCGGCAGCAGCAGCUCAACCACUCAGCCUAGAUCAGCUUUGGAUACUUUCAAUUCUUCCUCUCCGACUUCUUCAAAUGAUUCAUCCUAUAUACGAUUACGCAACAUUCCAAGAUCGGUUUCUACACCAACGUCAAUGUCAUUUCCUGAUCGUCAACAACAAAUACUACAAAGGGCUACUAGCAUGUUCAUGACUUCAGAAAGCGCUUCUGAAGCAGUAGAGGAUGAUUGCAUUCCAGAAUUUGUGCCCGAACCACCAGCACUUCCACAGCCUUAUGACAUUUACACAAAGUGUUACUGUGAGGAGAAUGCAUACAUUCUGGCAGCAUACCUGGACAGGAUAUGUAAGAAGCGAAACAAGGAGGAGAAUCACGACUGGCAGUGGAAUGUCGACGUGGUAUUUGUGAGCAACGAAAACAAGAAUGUAGCCCUUUGGCAACAACGUGCAAGUCAAAUGCCCGAAACGGAUAAUAUUGUAAUCUGGGAUUACCAUGUUUUCGUGGUCGUGAGCUGUACACCAAAACCAAGAAGUCAAUCUCACGCAAGCCUGGGACGUAGGCCGUCAGCGAGAACGACUCAUUCUUCUGGUCCAAUGUCCGCCCGCCUGCCAAGGAGGCAAUCUACUGUGCCAACCGAUUACUCCAUCUUGGAUACAGUUUAUGUGCCACAAUCGAAUCCAGGUUUGACCGAAACCGAAACUAAGACUACCUAUUCAUGGGUGUACGAUCUCGACUCCUGCUUAAGAACUCCAACAAGACUUUCGCAGUAUUUACAAGCUACGUUCAAAUCAGACAUUCACACUACCGUAUCUGCUCAUUUUCGUCCUCGGUUUCGAAUCAUUCCUGCUGCAAGUUAUUUUGCCUAUUUCGCUAGUGAUCGCUCACAUAUGCUCAUCACACCUUCACAAGAAGAAAGAGAGACAUUCGAAGCAAUUUGUGCUUCUACUGGCUGGGUAUUAGAUAGUCAAUUACCCCAACAGUAUAAUUCACCCUUGCCCAGAUGGCCAAACAUACGAGGCGCUCUGGCCGAAUCGGAUAAUCUUUUGAUGGACUCGUAUGUGAACAUGAUCGGCGGAGCAGGAGAUGAUCGAUAUGGAACAACCGUGAGCCUUUUGGAGCUAAUGCAGGGUACAGGGCUAUGCAAUGAUGGCUAUGUGCCUGUGCAAGAUGCACCUACGUCUAGAAACGGCAGUGAAAGAGCACGUAGAGAAGAAGGCGAUCAUAUCCAGUCAUCAGUCAAGAAGAUGCUUGAUGAUCUUCAAAACGGCUCACAACUUACUCGUCAAAUGAGUGUACAAAGUCACAGUCGAUCCAACAGUACUUCCAGUAGUAACGAGGGUAGCCAAAGCGAAGAUUUGCCAGGAUUUGUGCUGGGUGUUCGACGUUUUUAUGGGAGACGUCCUCCACCACCAGUCCCGGAAGGUGUUGAUCGAUUUGCUCGUGUUGAUUUUACAGGUAGAGGUAAACGUGUUACCAAUCCACUCUUUCCGGCUUAUAUGCAUGCAACAUUGCAAAGUCGUGCUGCUUUUCGUCAAUCGCAAAAUCAAAAUCAACGAUCAGGUUUACCUCCUCCUCCUCCACCGCCUACUUCAACAAGUCAAUAA